AUCAUCUUCUCUGAUCACUAAUACACACAAAUACACUACUCUGUCUGAUCGUAUCUAGUCACAAACGAAGAUGGCAGCUACCAACACAAAUUACGAUCGCAAAAGUGAACUAAAAGCUUUUGAUGACACAAAAGAAGGUGUUAAAGGCCUUGUUGAUGCCGGCAUAACAGUAAUUCCUAGAAUAUUUCAUCACCCGCCGAACUUGGAUGACAACCUCGAUUCAGAAGCCAGCAGCCAGUUUAGCAUUCCGGUCAUAGACCUUCAAGGCCUUGAACUCGGUAGUCCAACUAAGCGCAAGGAGAUUGUUGCGAAAGUCGCAGAGGCAUCGGAGAAUUGGGGAUUUUUUCAGAUUGCAAAUCAUGGAAUACCUGUUGAUGUUUUGGAGGAGAUGAAGAAUGGGGCACGUGGGUUUUUUGAGCAAGACACUCAGGUGAAGAAGGAGCUUUAUACUCGUGAUCAGUCCAGAACUGUGUUGUACAAUACCAACUUUGAUCUGUAUAGUGCACCGGCCGCUACUUGGAGGGAUAGUUUUGGGAUUUACAUGGCUCCUAAUCCUCCUAAGCCGGAAGACUUGCCAGAAAUAUGCAGGGACGUACUGGUUGAUUAUUCGAAGCAAGUAAUGAAGUUGGGGAAGUUGCUGUUGGAGUUGUUGUCCGAGGCUCUUGGCCUAAAGCCAAGUCACUUGAAUGACAUAGGUUGCAGUGAGGGGCUUGCGCUUCUAAGCCAUUACUAUCCUGCUUGUCCACAGCCAGAAUUGACAAUGGGCACCGCCAAGCACGGCGACGCUGUCUUCCUUACAAUCCUUCUGCGAGAUCAUAUUGGUGGUCUCCAAGUUCUUCCUCAGAACAAGUGGAUUAAUGUUCCUCCUGUGCCUGGGGCUCUUGUGGUUAACAUUGGGGAUCUUCUACAGCUCAUAUCAAAUGAUAGAUUCAAGAGCGUGCAACACAGAGUAUUAGCAAGCCGUGUAGGUCCAAGAGUAUCCAUUGCGAGCUUUUUCUUCACCGGUAUGUUGCCGUCGACAAAACUCUUUGGACCGAUCAAAGAGCUAUUAUCAGAAGACAAUCCUCCAAAGUAUAGAGAGACCACUGUGAGGGAUUACUUUGCUUGCGUCCAACUCAAAGGCCUUGAUGGCACAUCUGCCUUGCCUCAAUUCAAGCUUUAAACUACUGCUAUAUAUAUUCCGUAAAGUGUUGAAAUCUGCCGUUCUAAAUUAUAAAAUAAAAAUACAUGUAUGGUGUGUAACAUUACUCUUUUGGCCAUAUAUAUAUAUUGGUUGUUUUGACUCCUUGUAAUAAUUCAGUUGGUAAGUUGGUAGAGAAAUGUAAUUUAGUAAGUUGUACAUCAUUGACAGCUGUAAUGGUUAUUGAACAAUAGUUCAUUAUUCA
Pyrus x bretschneideri (Chinese white pear) is the source of this 1385-nucleotide messenger RNA. Its product is annotated as 1-aminocyclopropane-1-carboxylate oxidase homolog 1. The coding region runs from base 71 to 1162 and encodes 363 amino acids. The record is from RefSeq and is a predicted model, not a curated record. The transcript is spliced from 3 exons. NCBI's taxonomy places the organism in Eukaryota, Viridiplantae, Streptophyta, Magnoliopsida, Rosales, Rosaceae.